Messenger RNA from Hemicordylus capensis (graceful crag lizard), 6649 nucleotides. It is a transcript of the gene CC2D1A, whose product is annotated as coiled-coil and C2 domain containing 1A. Gene Ontology annotation, biological process: regulation of transcription by RNA polymerase II. Lineage: Eukaryota; Metazoa; Chordata; Lepidosauria; Squamata; Cordylidae. The transcript has 29 exons. Gene Ontology annotation, molecular function: RNA polymerase II cis-regulatory region sequence-specific DNA binding; DNA-binding transcription repressor activity, RNA polymerase II-specific. The coding region runs from base 1047 to 4079 and encodes 1010 amino acids. The record is from RefSeq and is a predicted model, not a curated record. Gene Ontology annotation, cellular component: nucleus.
AAGAGACUCCCCCCACCUCACGUGGGAUGCUGGAGCGAGGGAGGGGGAGAAGGGGCAAUGUCUGAUUGAACAGGGUCUAGAAGGGAGACAAGAGACCACCGAGGAGCUGCCAGAGGUUUUGAGGCUGGUGUCGUGUCCUGUUGUGGCUAAAGGACUGAAAGCCCAGUCCUACGCAUAGCGUCCCCCUAUGUUCCAUGGUGGGGCUUACUCUCAGGACAGUGUGCCUGCCUUGAGCUACGCACCAGGACCCUUUUCUAAAUCUCGCCUAAACUAGGUGGCCUUCUGCAGCCCUUAGCCCCCAACCCCUCUAUGACACAUGACCUUUCUACCUUGCAGGGGUGUCGUGAUGAUGACAAAAUGAUUUGUGUGGCAUAUUUUACACAGCACUCCAUAAGAUUUAAGGAUUGUGAUUAAGACUAACAAAGGAGAAUUAUGAGGUUAGGGUUUCUGAUGGAUGAGAAGAAGGGAGUUGCCGCGAAGGGGUUGGAUAAGAUUACAGAGUGAUUUGUGAGUUGAUGGAACAUAUGAACGAGGCAGUGUAGGUGUUUGAGAGGAAUGGGGAACUAGAAAGGGAGAAGAGCAUUUUAGGUAUUAGAGAGGCAUGGACAUUCAGUGUCCCCUGUGCUUGGUUACUAGUAGGAAGUAAGUCUCUCUGUAGCUUAUUCCCAAGGAUUACAGAUGCAUUGAAUGCAAUGAGACACAUAACCUAAUAUGCUGCCCCCUUGAAUGCUUUGAGAUGUAUUUCCCAGUAAACAGGCUUAGAACUGGGCUGCUUGGCACUAGAAAAAGGAAAAGAAAGGCAGGCUAAAAAGUGUGUGACCCUUGAUUUGGUGGAAUGUUUUCAGGGUUUUUAAAAAAAAGUCUCCUGGUAUGUGGACUUUUUCAGAAAAGAGGUGGCGGCUGGGCCAGAGACAGUUGAAGUGGGAGAUAAUGUGGAUUACUGGAAGGAGGGAAACAGGGAUAAGGUCUGACUGAUCCCUUUGAAAACAUUCAGCUCCAUCUGGCCUGAUGCUAUCUUACAUUGAAUGAGAGCAGAAUAAAGAAAAAUGAACAGGAACAGGAAGCUGCUGCCACCACCGCCAUCAAGAGGCAAAGGCAUUCCUGCCCCUAGACAGAUGGGUUUGCUGAUUGAUUUGUCUCCUGAAAGCAUGAUGGCCAGUGAUGGGGAAGAUGAUGCAGAACUUGAGGCUGAGCUCCUGGCUGUUGUUGGAGGCCAACCAGAUUCAAAACAGAAAUCAAAUGGGAAAACUCCUUUGCCAAUGGAAGCUAUUGAGAGAAUGGCUGCACUCUGCAUGAAAGACCUUGAUGAAGAAGAUGGUGGUGGGGAGGAAGAUCUGGAAGAUGAUGAUGAACUGAUGGCCGAACUCAAUGAAGUUCUUGAGGAAGAGAGUCAAGUCAAGGAUGUCAUGGUACCUGUUGCUGCAAAGACCAAUGACAUCCCAGCUGAUGCCAGUAGGACUGAACCCAUUUUGCUUGAAAGGCUGGAGAUGUACAAGGCUGCAAUCGCUUAUGCCAAGCAAGCCGGGGAAAGCUCAAAAGUGCGCCGCUAUGAAAGGGGCCUCAAGACUUUAGAAAAUCUGUUGACCUCAGUGAGGAAAGGCAAAAAGAUAGAUGAGGAUGAAAUUCCUCCACCGGUUGCUACCGGAAAGAGUCUGAGUACUCAGCAGGCUUCUCUCUCGGUGCCAGCUUCAGCUUCCCAGGCCUCCACGCCUGAUGACAGCACCACUUUAUCUAACCACCUCCCUCCAGAGCCGGUUUCUGCUUCCCCUGAGCAACCGCCCUCUAAAGCGCUUCCUAUGUCUGAUCUGCCUCCCAAGCUACCACCACUCGUACUUCCAAAGCCAAAGAUUUCUCCAGCGCCCACUGUGCAGCUUAAAUCCCCAGAAGCAUCGCAGGAAAGAUCUGCCCCCUUGGCACCUUCUCCUCUUUCAGGUCCCCAAAGUGCCAGUACCCAAGCACUCCUGCAAGCCAGGCAGCGAGAGUACAAGCUGGCAGCACUUCGGGCGAAGCAGGAAGGCAGCAUCGAAAUGGCUACCAAAUACUACCGCAUAGCAAAAAGCUUUGAUCCUAUUUUAGAAUCCUUGGCUAAAGGAGAGUCUGUGGACCUCAGCCGGCUGCCUCCACCUCCAGAUCAGCUGCCCAAGGAGAUAUUGACCCCAGGUGCACAGCAGUCACCUGUGGCAACAGCAACACCUCUUGCUCAGGCUGUGACCCCUCCGGCCCCAGGACUCUCAAGUCCAGGAGAUCUCCCCCCACCCCCUCGAGAUAUGAUGGAAGCACUACAGCAGAGGAUGGACAGGUACAAGACAGCAGCAGCACAGGCCAAGAGCAAAGGAGAUGACAGGAAGGCCAGGAUGCACGAGAGGAUUGUGAAGCAAUACCAAGAGGCUAUAAGAGCUCACAAGGCAGGGAAACCUGUUCAGUUUGUGGACCUUCCUGUUCCCCCAGGUUUCCCUCCUAUCCAAGGGAUGGAAUCAUCAUCUGGAGAGCAGAGCUUUGUGGGGAUCCUUGAAACAGCCAUGAAACUAGCCAAUGAGGAGGAUGAAGACUCAGAGGAGGCAAAAAAGCCUGACUGCCCUGCGCCAUCCAAGCCAGCCAGCUCACUGCAGCCUAAGCCAGCAGCCCAGCCAGGCUCACGAGCUGCCCCUGCAGUACCGAAGGCAGCUACGGCUGGUAAAGCUGCCUCCAAGGUCAUCACAAAAGCUCAACAGCAGUUGACCUUCCUAGAGAGCCGGAAGAAGCAACUGAUGCAGGCAGCUCUCCGGGCAAAGCAGCAGAAUGACAUUGAGGGCGCCAAGCUAUGUUUGCGUCAGGCCCAUGGUCUGGAUCCCAUGAUUGAGGCGUCACAGAAUGGUCUCCCGGUUGACAUAACGAAGGUACCUCAAGCCCCUGUGAAUAAGGAGGAUUUUGCACUCGUGCAGCGUCGUGGCAUUAAUAUCUCCCCAGAGACGGCACAGCAGUACAUGGAGCUUGUGAAGCUGAUGAGGCAGCAAUAUGAGAUGUGCAUGAAUUAUUCCAAGCAGUUCACCCAUUUAGGGAACAUCACGGAAACUACCAAGUUUGAGAAGAUGGCUGAAGACUGCAAAAAGAACAUGGAGAUCCUAAAGCAAGCUCACGCAAAGGGAUUCCCACUGCCAAAAUAUCAUUAUGAGCAGCGGACAUUCAGUGUUGUCAAGAUCUUUCCAGAACUGAACAGCAAUGACAUGGUUCUUUCCAUAGUCAAAGGAAUCAACCUGCCAGCUCCUCCAGGCAUAGCUCCCAAUGACCUGGAUGCUUUUGUACGCUUUGAGUUCCCCUACCCCAAUGCGGAGGAAGCCCAAAAAGACAAGACAAACGUGAUCAAAAAUUCCAACUCUCCUGAAUUCCUAGAGCAGUUCAAGUUGUUCAUUAAUCGGGGGCACCGUGGGCUCAAGAGGGCUAUUCAGACGAAAGGCAUCAAGUUUGAGGUUGUCCAUAAAGGGGGGCUGUUCAAAACUGACCGUGUGGUGGGAACUGCACAGCUGAAACUGGAAGCCCUGGAGACAGCUUGCGAGCUUCGGGAAAUCUUGGAGCUCUUGGAUGGUCGGCGGCCCACAGGAGGCAAGUUAGAAGUAAUCAUCCGCCUCAGAGAGCCGCUAUCUUCUCAGCAGCUGGAGACAACAACAGAGAAAUGGCUGGUCGUAGAUCCCCUAACCAUGCCACCGGUUGCACUUCCCAAACCCAGACCAGCAAUAGCUCCUGUAAAGGACAUGGGCGGUAGCAAGCCUGUCUACACUCUGCGCAGCUUCAACGUUCUUGCCUUUGAUAAGGAGAGGCUGGAGAAGAAGAUGGUAGUGUACAAGCAAGCUGGUCAACGCAUCCCCAAUGAGUUGGUGGAGCAACACCAGGAAGUCCUACGGAUGAUCCAGUGGCAAAAGUCCCAGCUUCAGCAUGGAGGCCCUGCAGUCAGGAAAGAAUACCUGGUGCAGUUGGAGCAGUACCAGCAGUUAUACACAGAGGCAGCCCGGCGCCUUGGCAAUGAAGGCAAGCGGGAGGCAGCCAAGGAUGCCCUUUACAAGCGCAAUCUAGUGGAGAGUGAGCUGCAGAAGUUUCACAGAUGAAGGAAAGAAAGAAGUGGCGGAAAUGUGAAAGGCCUUGAAUUUGCCCCACCAAGCAACUGCAUUCUCACGCAUGGUCUUCUCCCCAUUGUUGUUGGGGGGCGGGGUGAGAGGCGGGGCGGGCAAGGGGAGCUGUUUGCUGAUGGAGCAGUAAUGCUGCAAGGUGAAUCGUGGCUCACCAUGCUCUGGCAGGGGCCUCUUCCUAGUUUUCACUAAGUGAGCAAGCAAAGACUCCCCUAAUUCCCCCCUGUCAUGUCAUACUGCUAGGAGAAGAGACAAUCUGUGUGACAAUGACUUUGGCACUACCCUCUGAGCACUGAUAGCUCAGCCCAGUCUCCCCAGGAUAUUAGUGAGUCACUCAAGUCAUUCCUCAGCUGAGCCGGCAGAGAAGGAAAAGGAUUCCACUCUAAGUUAUCUCAGCUGUUCUAGCUUGUAGCUGCAGGGUACAUCCCACUACUAGUUUGAAACUGCUUUCUCUCCAGUGGUUUUCCCCCAAAGCAUCCUGGGAAUUAUAAUUUUGUGAGGAUGCCAAGAGUUCCCGAGGCCCUUGACAGAAUGGAAGUUCCCAAGAAAGAGGAGACAUUUAAACAGGCUUGAAACUAUUUCAAACAUUUAGUGUAGAUGUACCUACUGGGUCUUGCCUUCUCAGUCCCAGGGAAGGGAAGUCUCCACGGUACACAACAUGUACUGAGUUGACUAAUUUAGGGAGGAAUUUGGCACCUUUUGAACACUAAAAUUAUCCUAGCACAUCCCUACUCCCUGUCGUCUACAUUUAAUCCACAGUUCUCCUCCUUGUACUCCCCCCCCCCGCACCUUCUCCCUUGCACUAGGCACUUUGCACACUCCUCCCUGUGCUCUGCUUGUUCACCUUUUUUUGUGCAGGUUCUCACCUCACCCUUAUUAGCAGCACUCCACAGCCUCCAAAGAAGCAAUUUGCUCACUGCUCCCGACUGAGCUGAUCACUUCUGGGUGGCCAAGAAGCCCACUUGGAGGCUCUGUGUGAAAUCUUGCUUGUCCGCUUGCUAACCUGCCUCGAGCUCAUUCAGAGAUCCUGAUGGGCGAUGGGAAGGGCCUGCAUGGGCCACAUCCUUCUGUGCUGACUCCUGGCUCCCCAGCCCAUUUGGAGGAGCAGAAUGUACAAGGUCAAUAAAGGAGGCUCAUGGCUCAGCUUGUCUUUCAGGGGCAGCCUCUCUUGCCUUGGUGCUGCCAAAGGAAGAAAUGUUGGACUCUCUCCCCCAUGAAGGAUUGCUAAGGGAGAGUCUUGCUUUGCUUUUGACUUCUGAGGAGUAGGGAUGUGCACGGAACCACGCGGGGGAGGUUCGAAGGCAGCGGGGUGGGGUGCAGCUUUAAGAGUGGGGGGAGGGUGCACUUACUCCUCCCGCCGCUUUCCCCCACCAGCAUCCGUUUUUGUCAAAGCCCAUCAGGGCAGCAUUGUACUUCCCUGCCGCCCCAUUGCCGCUGUUGUCCGGAUAUGACCGGAAGUAUCUGAUGCACGUGCACGGGCACAUUUCGCCCACAUAUACUCACGUUGGGUGUGUGCACAUCAGAUACUUCUGGUCAUAUCUGGGCAACGGGGCGACAGGGAAUUACAAUGCUGCCCCGAUGGGCUUUGACAAAAACGGGCGCAGGUGAGGGGAAAGUGGCGGGAGGGGUAAGUGCACCCUCCCCCCGCUCUUCAAGUUAGACACCCCCUGCCGUCAAACCGGUUCCGUGCACAUCCCUACUAAGGAGCACAGAGCAGGUUUCCCUCCAUGGCUAAUGGCUGUUGACACCCAGAUUGGUUGAACAUCAGCUCAGUUAUGGUGCCCAGAUUACUUGUGGGAUAGAAUCAGGUGGGAGUAGUGCUUGUGCUCAUCCUGCACUAAACAGGUCCUGUUUAAUGGGGGGAUGGUGUUUCAGAAUUGUCCAUUUCUUGACAUGUCAGAUGGAGAAGCCCAUGGCCCAUCCAAUACUCCCCACACUUUUGAAGAUGAGGGAGGUAUGUGAGUGGGGCCAUGGUUUUUGCACUGGGGCACAUCGGCAUGGCCUUGUGGGCACUGCUUCCCCUUUGGCAGCUUUCAUGGUAUAAGCUUUCAUGGAAGUGUUCUGCUUCCUGCAUUAGGUUAAAGGGAUUUUAAAGUGUAGGACAUUUACUCAGGGUUGCUGGCACCGUUGCUCAGGAUGGAUUAGGUGAUAAACUGUAGAUUAGGUCCUGGACUGUAUCUUCCCUGCCCCCACCUACACUCCUUUUUAAAACCAAAAUUUCACUCCUUUUGUCUCUGGGUAGUGAGGUGAUAAAGGGAAACACAUGUUCUAUAUGCAGCCUUUCUUCCCUUGAUUUCCUGACCUCAUUCACACAAUCCCCGCUUGGGUAUUAUGGAAAUCUAAUUUUUAUACAAGUGCCUGCCUCUCAGCCAGAGGCCCUAAAAGCCAAUGUUAAAAGCAGAGGCCGUGAAUCAGUUAUGACUUUAUUUUAUGCUUAGAGUUGACAUAAAUAUAAAGUUUUUAGGGGGAGGAAUUAAAAAAACAAAACCCUCUGUAUGUAAUACCCAAACUGGAAUCUUGCACCAAUAAUAAAACCUUGUUGAAACCUC